GAAGAGACCGCGGACACACCCGACUGUAACCACGCCUACUUCAGGCGGCACUACGCUGUGGGCGGGGCACCCUUUAUAAAGCUUCAGCUAUAGGGGCGUGUCUGACGCUCGCCCCGCCCCCCCAUGCUUAGCUCCUCGGCUGUUUUUGUAACGUGCCCGGACAGGUGACAGGCGAUCGUGUCCCGGAAGAGGCACCAAUGGUCGGAUUUGUAAGGCGCCACCUCGGCCACGCCCCGACCAAUCAGAGAGAGGGGGAGCGGAAUGUGCAGCCAAUGGGCGGGCGCGGGGCGGGGUCCUGUCACGUUGCACGGUGAAUGUGUGUUGUGUGAGAAGAUGGGGAGUCAGAAGGGGUUCGCGGUGUGAGGUGUGUGAGGCCCGAGCUGUGCCGCUUCUUAUCCGCCUGCUGCUCAUAGGAGUGUACGGUGUCACCGAGUCCUCGGGUACAACAUGAGGCGCCCUGACAGCUGCCACCAGGGAAGCAUCUAAUACCUUUGUUCUUGUGCCUCUGAAGCUGCUUAGAAAACGACAAGAAAACCACAAAUGCCACAAAGGUGGAAAUCUCCACUGAGUCGUUUUGUUUCACCCAUCUUAUUCUGGAGGUUAGAAGCCCAUAUACCAACCUGAGCAGUAUUAUUUCACUUCCUCCUACAAAAGUGUUCCAAAUUUUUGCCGCAGUGUGGGAGGGCGAUGUUCCGCCAGGCAUCAGUGUUAUAACACUUCACCGCCACCAUGACCACUGAGGCCCAAAGUGAGGUCUUGAUCCAAAAUGAGGACUGGUCUACAGCCACGAGAACGGAGGAGGGGAGUCCUCCCGAAAAGACAUUUAACUGUGAAACCCCCGAGGAGCAUAACUCUGAGCACCAUGAGGACAUGGAAAUGAACUCCAAUGGCUCCAAUGGCAACGAAUCCAGCGGCAACGACUGUAACGGACAUGAGUCUAGCGGAACGGAUUCCCAUGUGAACAAGUCCAACAGGAGAUCAAACUGCACCUUCCGAAGACCGAGCAAAUCCACCGGCAGCAGCAAUAACAGUGAACAAAUGGAGAGGACCCGUUCACACAAGGAGCUGAUGAGCAUGGUGCAAGAGAUGAAGCGGCGUCUCCCAGCGGAAAAAGUGGACCGCACCAAACCCAGUACUGUUGAUGCGCUGAACUACGCCUUGAAGUGUGUCCGUCAGGUCCAAGCCAACAGCGCCUUUUUCCAGGUCCUCAGUGACAAUGGCACGGCAAGAGUGGAGACGUCUGUACAUACACUUGAAGAUCUAGAAACCAUAACAUCAGAGCAUCCUCCAAAGAACACGGACACGUUUGUAAUAGUGUUUUCACUGACCUCUGGGAAGAUGGUUUACAUCUCCGAGCAGGCGGCCUACAUUCUGAAUUGUAAAAAGAAACUGCUGGACUCGUCGCGUUUUGUGGAGCUUCUGGCCCCUCAGGACGUCAGUGUCUUCUACAAACACACAACGCAGUGUCAUCUUCUUCCGUGGAACAUCGGAGCAGGGACAGCUUCUCUUUAUGAAUAUACUCAAGUGAAGUCGUUUUUCUGCAGAAUAAGGGGUGGUAAAGACCGGGAUCAUGAACUCCGAUACAAUCCCUACCGGAUAACUCCAUACAGCGUCAGAGUCCGCACCUCUCCCGAUGUCGAGCCCGAGCCUUGUUGUCUCGCUUUAGUGGAAAAGAUUCACUCAGGAUAUGAGGCUCCCAGAAUUCCCCUGGAUAAGCGGAUAUUUACCACAACCCAUACACCCGGUUGCGUGUUCCUUGAGGUAGACGAUCGAGCCGUACCAUUAUUGGGUUACUUGCCCCAGGACUUGGUCGGAACCUCCGUCUUAAUGUAUUUGCACCCCGAGGAUCGUCCUUUAAUGCUGGCCAUGCAUAGGAAAAUCCUGAAGUAUGCCGGGCAGCCUCCGUUCGAGCAUUCUCCAAUCAGAUUCUGCACUCAGAACGGUGACUACAUCACACUGGACACCAGCUGGUCGAGUUUCGUCAACCCCUGGAGUAGAAAAGUGGCGUUUAUAAUCGGUCGGCACAAAGUCAGAACGGGUCCCCUCAAUGAAGACGUCUUUGCUGCACGAAGCACAGAAAUCGGCAACGUCGACAAGGAAAUUAGAGAACUGCAGGGACAGAUCUACAAAGUUCUUUUGCAGCCUGUUCACAACAAUGGGUCCAGCGGCUACGGGAGUCUGGGAAGCAACGGUUCUUACGAGCAUUAUAUAAGCAUCGCCUCGUCUAGUGAUUCCAAUGGAAAUUGCGUGGAUGAGACACCCAAAGAACCGAUGACUCUAAAGCAGGUGUGUACAGACAUUAACCGCAUCAAGAACAUGGGACAGCAGGUAUACAUCGAUACAAGAAACAAACCUCAGCCCAAGAGACGGGAGGUGCUAGACAAAGCGGUUCAGAAAGCCAAACCUCAUCAAAACACUUUCUUAAGACCUAAUCAGGAGAAUGUGAUAGUGGACAGACAAGCAGCGUCAUCAUGCGACGCCUCCAGGAAGGGACAGCACAUCCCCUCCUACCAGCAGAUCAAUUGUGUGGACAGUAUUAUUAGGUAUUUGGAGAGCUACAACAUCCCAGCUUUAAAGAGGAAGUGUGAGUCCUCCACCAAUACCACCUCCUCCUCCGAAGACGACAAACAGGGUGUCCCUGGACAGAACGACUUGGAGACAUUGGAAGAUGUUCCAGAACCAAUCUCCACGAGUCAAUUGUCAGCAGAAUCGAUGGUCGCUACCGAUGUUCAGACAACAGCCGCUGUGGUGGGAGCUCCAUUGACCGACCUUACCCUGUCCAUCAAGGCAAUGAGUGUGGUUUCAGUCACCAGCCAGUGUAGCUACAGCAGUACCAUUGUGCAUGUUCCUCAGCCCGAAUCAGAGGUGACAGCCAUAGAAGAUGCAACGGGUGGUAGUGAACAGAUAGAUAUGAGAUCUUCUCAAGCCGCAGGGUCCAGUGUAGCCCCGGAGGAGUUUAAACAGGUUGGAUUAACCAAGGAGGUCCUGUCUGCCCAUACACAGAAGGAGGAGCAGAACUAUGUGGAUCGGUUCCGGCAGAGGAUCCUGCAGUCUCCGUACAGUAGCUAUCUACAGCAGGACAGUCAAAGCAAAGCCUGCUCCCAUGAACAAGGAAUACAAGGAGAACAUUCAUCUCGGCAAACUACUCCAGCGGCUUUGAAAAAAGGUAAAAAACAGGGCAAGCACAAAAGGCAGAAACCAAUGGAAUCAUCAGACAGUAAUGGAUCACACCCCAACCUACCACCACGACCAAGAAGACCAGGGCCUUCACCACCAUCUUGGCCACCGUCUGAAGUCUCUCACCCAAGUCCAUCAAACAUGGCUUUCCCAGCUCCGAUGAUGAUCCCAAUUCAGCCAACGUAUACCGUGCCUGGGUUCCAGCUCCCACACAUGGGCACCACAGUAGCCGGAGACUGUACCACUUCAUCAGUGGCUCCUGAAUCAAUACCACAAUCAAACUUUUCUUACAACAUGCAGCCAUUCCCAGCAUUCCCAUCCCCAUACAUGGGUCCAGUUGUAGCUCUGUUUCUUCCCAAUUAUAAUAUGUACCCACCUAUCAACCAACAGAUACCUCAGCCUUUCUUCCCCACUCAGUACCCUUGUCCACCACCACCACCUUCUUAUCCAUACACUGGAAUGCCAGCUGCUCCCCAGACUGUGCCAUCGCAAAUUCCCACAGACUUUGUGGACCCGACAUCCCGAGCGUCCUCUCCCAUGUCGGCAGAGGAGCAGCAGGACAUUCAGAGUGAUGAUCCACGACUUUUCAGUAACUCUAGAAGCAGUUCCCCAUUGCAACUGGUCCUCCUCCAAGAGGAAAUGCCGAAACCAGCAGAGCCUCCCGAAGGAACCACUGCCGAAACCAAAGCAGACAUUAAAUGUGCGGACACAGCAGAGGACAGCGGGAACAAUGACAGCCAUUCAGCAUCUAGUGAACUCUUUGACCUCUUACUACAGGAGGACUCCCAGUCUGGCACUGGAUCAGCCGCUUCAGGAAGCGGAUCUGCUAACUCCAGCUCCUUAGGGUCUGGGUCUAACGGUUCUACCUCAAACGGGACCUCAGGAAGUGGCAUAGGAAGUAGUAACAGCAGCAAGUACUUUGCUAGCAAGUCCUCUGAUACCUCCAAGAAAGGACAUAAACGUCAGGAGGUGGUGGAAUCCGAUUCUUUUCCCAAAGCUGGAGAAGACUCCAUAUGGACUAUGAUAGAGCGAACACCUACCCCGAUUAUGAUGACUUAUCAGGUACCCGAGAGGGAUAAGGAGACCUUGUUAAAAGAGGAUCUGGAGAAGCUGACCGCCAUGCGGAACAAGCAGCCGUGGUUCACAGAAGAGCAGAAGGAGGAACUGGCGGAGGUGCACUCGUGGAUUCGAACGCGCACAGUCCCACAGGAGAUAGACACUCAAGGAUGCGUCACAUGUAUAAAGGACACAGCAGAGAAUAAAUCUAACAAUGCUCUAGAAGAGCAGGCGAAAGUGAACAGCGAGGAAGACGCCAAAGUUACAGAACAAUCAACGACGCGACAAACUCCGUCCCUGAACAGUCUCUGCGAACCGGGAGAAAACACAACAAACUCACAAACUUGAAUUUUUAUUUAUUUUUUGUAAAUUAAGUUUUCAUUUUCUAUAUAAAAAGUUUUAUUUAAGUCCGUU
This is a messenger RNA of Hyla sarda, 4647 nucleotides long. RefSeq names its product period circadian regulator 3 (gene PER3). Gene Ontology annotation, molecular function: transcription cis-regulatory region binding; transcription corepressor binding. The record is from RefSeq and is a predicted model, not a curated record. Gene Ontology annotation, cellular component: nucleus; cytoplasm. The transcript has 22 exons. Gene Ontology annotation, biological process: negative regulation of transcription by RNA polymerase II; entrainment of circadian clock by photoperiod; circadian regulation of gene expression. The coding region runs from base 730 to 4581 and encodes 1283 amino acids. Lineage: Eukaryota; Metazoa; Chordata; Amphibia; Anura; Hylidae.